Tetrahymena thermophila SB210 is the source of this 1272-nucleotide messenger RNA. RefSeq lists its product as hypothetical. NCBI's taxonomy places the organism in Eukaryota, Ciliophora, Oligohymenophorea, Hymenostomatida, Tetrahymenidae. The transcript has a single exon. The record is from RefSeq and is a predicted model, not a curated record.
AAUUUAGAAAUAAGUUAAAUUUAAUUCACUAAAAAGUCUUAUAUUGAAAGGCUGAAUGCAUAAAACAAUUAACAGAUAAGCGAUAAAUAAAUAAUUGAUAUAUAUAGAACAGAUAAAUCUAAAGAUGCUGAAUCAUUUCCAUCAUAUUGCUAAAAAUAAUUGUCAGGCUCAAUAAUAACAUCUUUUAAAGGACAUAAAAGUAAAACAAAUGAAAUGCCAAGUUUAACUCAGUAAUUAGUUAAUGUAAAUUAAAUUACAAAAUAAGUUCAAAUUGCUAAUCAAAAUAUAAUGGAAAGUGAUUAUCAAAAUAAAGAUAUUGUUUUUUCUCGUACAAAUUCUUUAUACGAAAAUAAUUAAACACCGAAUAUUUAAGAAAAAAAAUAAGAUCAGGAACCACAAAAUAUAAUUACUUUACAGAUAGUUGAUAAUAAAUAAUAAACUACUAUAUCCUAAAAUUAAUAUGUGCCUCCACAAAUUAAAGUACAUAAAGUUGAAGAUAUUUAAAAUGAAUAACCUAAAACAGACAAUAAGUUUUUAUAUGUUCAAAAAACCAUUAAAAAAAUCUUGAAAAAUAGUUUAAUUAAUUAAGAAACAAUAAAGGAUGCUGAUAUAUUAGAUAGCUAAAUAGUUAAGAAAGAGUCUUUUGAUCAAAGUGAUUUUGAUAUUUUAUAUGAUAUUAAUAAAUAACUUGAAGGCUAAUAGGAAUAAAAUGAUAUAGACUUAGUUGAAAGAAAAGAAGAGUUUAAAGAAAUAAUGCAAACUUCAGCAAAGAAAAUUGAAUUAUCAAAGGAAACUAGAAAUUUUAUUUCUUCUUAAAUUGAUAGGUAUAACUAAUUCAAAGAAGCUAAAAAUCCAUAAACUGUAUUACUAUAUUAAGAUAUCAUCUAAUAAGUGAAAGACAAAUAUAACGAAGAAAUAACUGAAUACAGUAUUACAAGCUUAUAUUUAAAAGAAGCAAAUAUAAAAAUAUGUAACCAAGAUAAUAAAACAAUUAAAACUGUAAUACCUGUAUAUCGUUAAAGAGUGUUUUCAAUCACAAGUCAUAAUUCGGAGAAAUACAAAGAAUUAUAAAAAAUAUUUGAAACAUAAAUCUAAACAAAACGAAAGAAUAAAUUUUAAGAAGAUAAUCUUGAUAAAUAAUAAAAUUAAUUAAUGCAACAAAAUACUCGUAUAUUUUUUGAUCUAGACUCCUAUCAAAAUAACACUAAAUUAAAUUUAAAUAAUCAUUUAAUCCACCGUGAGACAUUUUAAUAUAAACCAUACGAUUCCUGA